UCCCCCCCCCCCCCCCCGCUGGCUCUCCCAGGGACCAAGAGGAGAGCAGGUGUGUAAUGAUGUUAUCCCAUAAUACUCUCCCACGCAGCAGCAGUUUGCAGCUAAGGAGCUGUAAGUGCUGUUCAACGGAGUUGUAUCCAUUGAUGCCAGCGGUGGUUUUAGCAUAGAGACCGUGUGAUUGACCCACUCUGCGAUUUUGGGGGUUUUGCCACCAGCCUUCCAGGUGUGUGACCAUCUACAUCAGGCUGCUGUUCCCAAGCACUGGUCACAGUUUCACCCCCAUUUUUAUUGCAGAAAUAGUUUCAAAGAGCAGGAGCCCGUCUAUUGUCUCACCAUUUCUUACAUCUACAACUUUUCUCACUUUGUCUUGCAACAGGCAGGCACGUGCUUUAACAGCAGCCACCAUUUCACAGAAACCUUUCUCUGCGUGCUCUACUCCUUGCCGGCCCUUUAACUCCGCAGAGAAAAGCACCUCCAGCCAGGGAGCAGAUGCUUUUCAGCUGGUCCUCGUUGCCUCCCCUCUUCCUUCUCCUGCUGCUUCCCCGAAAGUCCUGGCUUGCCCUGCUUGUGCGCUGGGUUUGUGCAGAGCUGCCUUUUGGGGAAGUGGUGUGUAGCACGGGGUGCUUGUGCGCAGGGUGCAUUUGCCCAGCGCUUGUAGAAGAGCAAAUUGUCCUGCAAAGGGGUUGCUGAUGGUGCUGCUGCUCCGUUUCUGAAGGUCACGGUGGCUGGUGCUGCGCAGUUCAGGUAGGCUUUACUUGCUGUGUUGUUUUGGGGGCUUUCUGCAAGGAAACACUGCUUAGGAAAACUGCUGCAUUUCUCUCUGCGUUUCAGUUUUGAGGCUAUCGCGCUGCUUGUGCUGGACAAGGUAGAUGCCCUGCAAAUCCUGAGGCUUUAGUUUGGGCGAUGCUCUGCGUGUCUGUGGAAGCCCCUGUGCUCUCCUGCCCCGGGGGCUUCCCUGAGGCUGCAGGAGCUGCCUGCCCGCUUUGCUUUUGGAGGGGCUCAGCCCCACGCGUGCAGAGGGAAGGAGGCUCUGGCAGCCCGCGGUCGCUCUGCGCUCGCCUGGCACGAGCAGGAGGUUUGGUCGAGGGCUGCGUGCCUCUCGCCUGGUCCUUCUCUGCGUUUCUGCCUCCCCGGCCCGCGAGCGCUGGGGUUGCUCCCAAAGCCCUGACAGAGGUAAAGCAGCCCGGGAGCUGCUGGAGAAAGGGGCUGGUGGCAGCAACGGGCGUACGAGCCCGGCCCCGUGCCGUGGCUGCAGCAGCAGCGCUGCCCUCUUCUUGUUCGUCUUCCCACCUCCCGCUGUUGCUUGCCACCAACCGUGCAGAGAUGGUGCAAACUCAGAACACAGAGAUAGUGUCAAGCCAUCUUCAAGGGAGAGGAGGCUGGUUACCAUGGGAACAGGGAUUGGUUGUUCUUCCUGAUUUUUGUGGCAAAUACUGGGAGCCUUUCUUAAUAGCAGACACGAGGUGCCCUGGUUGUGAAAGGCAGUUGACUCAGAGGGCUUUGAACUGGCCUGCAGGAUGUUCGGCUCUAAACAUCCUGUCUGGGAGACACCUCCCCGCGCCGCUUUUCCCUUUAUCUGCCACUUCUGAGUAAUAACUGGUCCUUGCUGCUCGCAUCCGGAGUGGGAGAAGUUGCAGGUAAAUCCCUCUUCUGCCUUUCUUUCCCCAUAGAGAGAAAUAUAUUGGCGAGCAUCUGCACGGGCCAGACGUGCCUUCCUGAGCGUGGGCAGAGGCAGGGCUGAGGGGGAGAACCGACCUCUGAGAAACCGAGCUUUUCUUUAAUGGUGGCUCGCGAUUAGAUGGGUUGAAGUGGCCCUGCUGAAGACAGCCUCCUCGCAGGCGCAGGCAACAUCUGGGGCUCUGUUUGUAACCCUCCUUUUGGGGGCUAUCAGGUUUUGGAGUUUUGUGGUGGCCAGGGGUUCCUGGUGAACAGGGUCAGGUGGGCUUGGUCCUCUGCUGUUGGGUAGCUACCCCAUGAGGGCAGAGGAUCCAGGAAGAGAGGUUUGGGUGAAGACCCUCCAAAAUCUGCUGCCAGGUCCUGAACUUGCCUUGUGCGUUCAGUCUGACCAGCUUUUUGGCAGGGGGACGGGAACAGCGGCUGGCUCUCCUGGAGCCCUGCUGCCCCGUGGUGAUGCCACUGUCCUCGCCCAGCUGAUGAGAGCACCCAGGGGUGUUUGUAGGAGAUACUGAUGCGUCCGUGAGCUCCCUUCUGCCCCGUGUCGGUGGGAGCAAACCUUUGCGUGAGGGCAUACCAAGUCCUUCCCCCGUGCCAGGCAGAAGGGCCAUUCAGUUUGAACGGAAAUCGAUGGUUGUGCCGUCUUGCUGGAUGGGCGAUGGAGCUGUGACGGCUCCGGGAAAGCGGGGGAGAUGCUGGAAAUGGGGCAGAAAUGUCCCCCUGCUCAGAAAGAUGGAGCUGAGCAGCUGGGAGCACGGGGAGGCUGCGACUAGUCAGUGCAGCGGGCUUUAAGGGGAGAAGGCAGUUGCCUUAUGACUAUUAAGCAAAAGCGUUGUAGCCUGGAAGCAGCGGAGAGAGAAGGGCAGCUCAGGUAAUAACUUCUGACUGGGGCCAUAUUUCAAGUCCUCCGACAGACCAGGUUGCUCACAGUAAAAAAUAAAUAAGCAAAGCGACUCUCCUCAACCACAGUCUGUUCCAGGGCUGCAGCUCACUCGGAGCUUAAUCAGCUUUACGUGAGCAUGUUCUCAACCGCUGGAGCUAGGAAAAGCCAGCGGGUGAGACGCGUCGGGUUUGGCCUCGGCAGACUAGUUGAGGGGCCGCGGGUACGUGCGGGGGUUUGUUUUGCUGCGCCUCCGAUCCGAGGGCUAUGCGAGGGGACUGUUGCUUGGAAACGCAUCUAGUUUCUCUGCAAAACGGUGGCUGUUUCUUAAAAGAAGCCGUUUCUCCAGUGGGCUGGAGCCGAGCUUCUGCUUGACCAAAGGGUGAGGUCGGAGCAUCUCUGCUGAAUCCGAGAUGCCCCGGAGUGUGCUCUAGGCGUGAGGGUGGCAACAAAACAUGGCCACAAAGAGCUAAAUAUACAGCUUACGGUUUUGCAAUCGCUGCGUAAAUCUCUCGGCUUCCAUCGCUUACUUCCCCUUUGCUGCAGCAGAGAGCAGACCCCGAGGGAAGGUGAACAGCCACGUCCCGGUGGUGGGAAGCAAAGAGGUCGUAUGAGAACUGUCUCAGGGCUUGCAGAAUUGGACUGCCAGAAGGUUGUGGAGCAACAGGGUCCCCUGCAACGUAGAGUGAAGCUAUUAUGCCGGGGGAAGAGAUGGUCGGGAUAAGAGAUCCUAGGGACAGCUCUGAAAUGGACUGAGUGAUUUUGGGGGUUGUCGAUACCCAAGACGAAGGCAGGACGUGCGGUGAGCAUAGGGGUGAUGGAUCCUUAGGCUAAAGGUUGGGGCUCGGGAUGCUCAGAGCAGCCUCUUGCACUGCGGGUGGAACGUGCUGGUUCUCGUUUCCAGUGCCUGGGCCCUGGGAGGCCGCUUCCUGCUCUCCUACUCCUCUUCUCCGGUUAAGUAUGUGAAAUAAACAUUCCUGUUAUGUAUCUUGAUCAGGUUAAACUCCUGACUCUAGCUUCAGGCUGUUGUCUUUGCAGUUAAGUCCCUGCAAGACAAUGGUCAAAUUGAGGUAUAUAUCGCACAGCUGUACAGUGUUAAAUAUACUUCAGUAGUGUUUAUUUUUAGUCACUUUAGCACAUAGACAUCUGAGGAAUGGAGAUGUUUGCCUUGGACAAGGUGUCCGGGUUGUAAUCAGCAAAGACAUGGGCCCUUCUGGGGCAUGAGCCAUCUCGUGCUAAAGUAGACAUCCAAAAUACAGCAGAAACCCCUAACUGAUCCCUGAACAAACCCCGGGAACGGGGUAUUUCUCGUCCCCCUGAAAGGCUGUGGAAUAGGCUUCCCUCCUGAGAAGAAUCAUUAACUCGGUGUAAAUAGUCUUCGGUCUCGCCCAGAUUACCUGCGUCCCGGAGAGGCGACGGAUGACGACAGGCAGACGCUGCACUUCUUGUCCCAGCAGGGCUGAGCUGGGAAAGCCCGAGCCAAGUCAACUGAGUCCUGCGCUGCCGUCCAGCCCUGACCGGAGACGUCUUGCAAAGCUCUCCCUCACCUGAGGCGCUUGCCACACCACAUCCUCCCCUAAUUUUGCAGCAUCUAAUUACUUUCUCGUGUGGGAGGACUCGGAGAACGUGCUGGAGUCGUUCAUCUAGGCUCGGCAAUUUCCUUUGGUAUUUAUAAACACAGCAAGGAUGUGAUUUGUGAUGCAAGGCACUCCUGAUGCGCAGCGAGCAGCGAGCGAGCCCGAUGACAUCAAGUUUCAACGGCAAUGCCCUCCGGGGCACCUUCUUCCUCAUUUUUGGUCUCUGGUGGACUGUGAAAUACCCUCUGAAGUACCUCAGACGGAAAGCGAACGCUGAGAAUCAGCCAAGCUGUGGUGUCCGGCGCCUGGAAGUCCUCGAAGGGACGGUCAAAGCUUUCUUUGCUCUCGCAGGGAUCCUGGCCGAGCAGUUUGUUCCUACUGGUCCCCAUCUGCUGCUGUACAGUCCUAAGACCCACGGCUGGACGGGUCUAACCCACUGGCACUACACCACCAUGUACCUGUUCUUCCUCCUCUCCGGCAUUGUGGAAGUUGUCUCACAUUCCCCGCUCAAGCUACCUGUUGGAUUAGAUCGUCUCUCGCUGUCCAUAGCUCUGCUUAUAGAAGGCUUGCUCUUCUGUUCCCGUGACUACAGUGAUGCUGCGCUGGAUCAUCACCUCCAUUCCCUGCUGGCCAUAGCCAUCUUUGCAGGAGCCCUCUGCGCACUCCUGGAAGUGUUCCUCCGAGAUCACGUCAUCCUGGAGUUCUUCAGGACCAGCUCCUUCCUCCUGCAGGGCUCUUGGUUCUGGCAGAUUGGAUUUGUGCUGUUCCCUCCGUGGGGAGGACCAGGCUGGGAUCAGACGGACCGUGGCAACUUCACCUUCCUCACCAUGUGCUUCUGCUGGCACUACGCCGGCGCUCUCGCCGUCACGGCAGCCAACUCCGCCAUCACUCGCUGCUGCGACGAAUCCUGCCAGCUGAAAUUUGGGGACAUCGAUGUUGAGCUGGACUGUGGCAUGUGCAUCCGCAAAGGCAGGAGCUCCAGCAGCGCCCUGCUGCCCGAGAGCGGCUCGGACGACAAGUGAGGCUGGUGUCUCCGCUCCAGCGGAAACUUCUUCCACUCACUGUAAAGCUCUUAGGAUGAGGUUUUUAUUUUAUCUUGUUAAGCGAAGCUGACACUUGGUAACAGAGCAUCCGAAGUGGGAGGCGGGACCCAGACGGCACAGCACUGCGGUGUAAGGACCCUUCCCCUUCCUGCAAGCUCCCUUGUGUCCAUUUGACGGUGGCGUGGGCCAAGCAGGCUGCUUGGGGAGAGAGAUCUUGUUUUCUGUGCCGCGCAGCUCAGGCUGUGGACGGCACGACCAGUUUGCUGGUGGAGUCUGACUGGUAAGGCUGAUUUGGCCGCUUCCGAACGCAGCGGAGCCUCCGCUUCUGCAGCUGAGAGCCAAGCUGCCCUAGGGACUAGCCCUCAAAGCAAGCUCCUUGCAACCGUCACUCGUGCUGGUGUAAAUGGAGGGGGGGUUUUGCACAAAGCUUAAAGUGCGCAGAGCAUAUGUGAUCACCAAUAAAGUACUUUAACGAAC
Dromaius novaehollandiae (emu) is the source of this 5651-nucleotide messenger RNA. RefSeq names its product transmembrane protein 45B-like. The transcript has 6 exons. The record is from RefSeq and is a predicted model, not a curated record. Lineage: Eukaryota; Metazoa; Chordata; Aves; Casuariiformes; Dromaiidae. Bases 4269 to 5153 code for a protein of 294 amino acids.